AUGUAUGAGUCCCACAAUUGGUCUCGGGCGUUGUAUGCGCAGCUUGAUUGGACGGAAUCCGAGGUUAAGAUACGAAGAGCGAGGAGGGUCGUGGUGCCCAGCCUGAGGGAGCGGGCGCAGUUGAUCAAGGUGGCACCCAGACAGGCAGCAGGUUGUCGGCCGCGUGUCAGAAUUAUACUGGCACGAGAUGACUUGCCUACCGCGGGUACCCGGACAACGUGGUCAGAAGAUGUCGAUAGGUCAAGGUACUGUCAAGAUCAAUCGGAAUUAGGGAAUGGGAAAGACAACUACACCCUGAUUGAGGAGUGGCAGUACUUGUAG
Suillus discolor is the source of this 321-nucleotide messenger RNA. RefSeq lists its product as uncharacterized. Lineage: Eukaryota; Fungi; Basidiomycota; Agaricomycetes; Boletales; Suillaceae. Bases 1 to 321 code for a protein of 106 amino acids. The record is from RefSeq and is a predicted model, not a curated record. The transcript has 4 exons.